AUGAACAAGAUCUUCUCAAGUCCUCUAUGUUUUGGAAUUCUAACUUUGUUAUUUAUAAUGAUCUUUUUGGAAUCAGUGCAUGGAUGGCCAUAUCUUACCCAAGGAAAUGAAGUGUUUCCAGAUAAAAAAGAUAGAAAUCAUAAGGAACUAUUGCUGGCUCUACUGAAAAAAAAUUUUGAUUUCCAAAACCAUUUCAACAUUGAUACAGAACUGGCUAACAAAUUGGAAGAACUUAACCAGACGAAAAAGCUAAAGAAACAGCUUGUGGAGGCAAAGGAUUCUGAGAUGUCCUAUGCUAUAGAUGGUUUAUUAUCUUCCCAUUCUAACAAGCGAGCUUGCUUUUGGAAAUACUGUGUUUGA
Carlito syrichta (Philippine tarsier) is the source of this 360-nucleotide messenger RNA. It is a transcript of the gene UTS2B, whose product is annotated as urotensin 2B. Gene Ontology annotation, cellular component: extracellular region. The record is from RefSeq and is a predicted model, not a curated record. Gene Ontology annotation, biological process: blood vessel diameter maintenance; regulation of blood pressure. The transcript is spliced from 5 exons. NCBI's taxonomy places the organism in Eukaryota, Metazoa, Chordata, Mammalia, Primates, Tarsiidae. Bases 1 to 360 code for a protein of 119 amino acids. Gene Ontology annotation, molecular function: hormone activity.